Molecule: messenger RNA, 993 nt
Organism: Neltuma alba
Lineage: Eukaryota; Viridiplantae; Streptophyta; Magnoliopsida; Fabales; Fabaceae
Product: protein BUD31 homolog 2
Exons: 5
Coding region: 324-761 (145 amino acids)
Biological process (GO): mRNA splicing, via spliceosome
Cellular component (GO): nucleus; spliceosomal complex
Source: RefSeq, a predicted model, not a curated record
GUCCGUUGCCUCUAUUCUUCUUCGAUCUCCAUUCCGUCCACAGAGAGCAGCCAUUGGGCACGCAGCUGCUGCCGCGAUCUUCUUCGGCCUACAUUGAGUCCGUUGUUCUGCUCUGUUUUUGCAUCUGAUGUAAAUUAAGAAGGGGCGUAGAUCGUUCUCACGCAAAUAGAUGUUCCCAAGAAAGUCUUUUGGGUCCCGGUCGCUGUCAGCAUAAGCCCUAACCGUGCUGCCCUCCUUUACCUGAACCCUAGUUGGACUGCAGUCGACCGUCGACGACUUGCUGUAGAAGAGCUUCUUAGUUAUUCGUCGAUUCAGAUAGGAAAAUGCCUAAAGUAAAGACUAACCGCGUUAAAUAUCCAGAGGGAUGGGAAUUAAUUGAACCUACCCUUCGUGAACUCCAAGCAAAAAUGAGGGAAGCGGAGAAUGAUCCACAUGAUAAUAAGAGAAAAUGUGAGACAUUAUGGCCUAUAUUUAAGAUUGCACAUCAGAAGAGCCGCUACAUAUUUGACCUUUACCACCGGAGGAAGGAAAUUUCAAAGGAAUUGUAUGAAUUUUGUUUAGAACAAGGAUAUGCUGACCGCAACUUGAUUGCAAAAUGGAAGAAGCCUGGCUAUGAACGUUUAUGUUGCUUGAGGUGCAUGCAGCCACGGGAUCACAACUUUGCCACCACCUGUGUUUGCCGAGUUCCCAAGCAACUGAGAGAGGAGAAGGUCAUAGAGUGUGUUCAUUGUGGUUGCAGGGGCUGUGCCAGUGGGGACUGAUUGGCAAUUGCAAGGAGAGAUCUCAUGAUUUAUUUGUAAAUUAGCCUUGUUUCGAGGUUGUAUUGCCAACUCUGUAAGGAUAAUAUUUGAUAAUUAACGGCAUAGUUUAACUUAAAUAUCGGACCGGACUCUGUUCUUUAAGAUGUAUUACCUGAUGUACUUUUUGCUAUCCCCAUGAAAGUUGAAGUCUAUGAGAAUAUUAAUUGUAAUAUCAUUUUGGUUUUACAUUUAA